Messenger RNA from Sarcophilus harrisii (Tasmanian devil), 4138 nucleotides. It is a transcript of the gene AASS, whose product is annotated as aminoadipate-semialdehyde synthase. Gene Ontology annotation, molecular function: saccharopine dehydrogenase activity. NCBI's taxonomy places the organism in Eukaryota, Metazoa, Chordata, Mammalia, Dasyuromorphia, Dasyuridae. Bases 1215 to 3995 code for a protein of 926 amino acids. The transcript is spliced from 24 exons. The record is from RefSeq and is a predicted model, not a curated record. Gene Ontology annotation, cellular component: cytoplasm.
UUCUUAACUACAGACAGGUUUCCAAUCUUGUAUUUCUACUGAAACUGUUCUAAUUCUAUCAGUGAUUCCAAUGUUACCCAAACUCAUGGACUUUUCUCAGUCCCUUUCUUUGACUUCUAUGCAGGCUCUGAUACUUUUGAUCACCCUUUUCUCUCUGAUACUCUCCAGGUUUUAGUGAUGCUACUACUCUUUCCUAGUACUCCUCUAGCUAUCUGAUCUUUCUUCUUUCUAUUUCACUAUAUCUUUAUCCAGAUAGAGUCUGCUUGCUGUGUGUGUCCCAUGGGGUUUUUUCUUGGGCCAUCUUUUUUUCUUUUUCUAUGUGAUUUCCUUUGGUAAUGACAUCUGCUCUAAUAGGUUCAGUUAUCAUUCUAUGCUGAUGAUUUUCAGAUCUACUUGUCCAGUUCUAAUAUUUAUCACAACAUUCAACCUUACAUCUACAAUUAAUUAUUAGGCAUAUUGAACUGGAUAGUCUAUAGACAUCUUAAAUGCAAAAUGUCCAAAAUUGCACUCCUCUACCCCUCAAAAAAUCUUCCCCUUAUUCUAACUUCUCUAUACCAUUGAGGCUAUUAUCCUCCUCCACAGUCAUCCAGAUUCAAAACCUAGGUUUCAUAUUCAACUCUUCAUUCUCUCUCACCUACCAUAUCCAAUCUGCCAUAAAGUGAUAUAUUAUUAUAGUUAAGAUUCAAAUUUGGGAGGAAUUUCUGUAGUGUCUUGAUGAAACUGGAGAAUAAUUGAGAUUUGGGGGACCAAAAUUUACUUCGGGAGUUAAGUGGGUGAUGGCACAGACAGUAAGAAUAUGUAUCAAUAAAACAAGUAUUUUUGAAGAAUAUAGAAUGCCAGAGACAGUUUUCUAGCAAAAGCUUGAAGUUAAGAAUGUCAGAAUUUAAAUCCUGCCUCUGAAAUAUAUUGACAAUGUAACUAUGGACAGGGCAUCAAACCUCUCAGCUCUAUAAACAAAUCUCUAAAUCUCAGAAAAGCAGAUCUGCACUGGCCCUCUCUCAGCCAAAGGCUGAGAAAAUUCAGAAUCUCUUCUCAUUGGGUCGUACUCGCCUUUCUCAUUGCUAUUGGUUAUGUUUGUAGAUAAUGAAUUAAUGGCAGCUGGCCAUGUAAUAACAUUUUUAAAUAGCACAGAAACCGAAAGUAGAAAGCUUGUACAUUCUGGCUGCUUUAACUAGAUCUCAAGAAGAGACAACAAAUAGGUUUCCUCAAGUUUCAUGAUGUUUCGAGUAGUCAGGAGCAAACGAUGUAGGUUGAGCAUCAUCCAUUUAAAACGCCUUCAUCAUAAGGCUGUGCUGGCACUCAGGCGAGAAGAUGUAAAUGCGUGGGAAAGGAGAGCACCUCUGGCCCCAAAGCACAUUAAAGGGAUCACCAAUUUGGGAUAUAAGGUGCUUGUUCAACCUUCGAAUCGAAGAGCCAUUCAUGAUAAGGAAUAUGUCAAAGCUGGUGGCAUUCUUCAGGAAGAUAUUUCUGAGGCUUGCCUCAUUGUGGGAGUUAAGAGACCUCCAGAAGAAAAAUUAAUUCCCAGGAAGACUUAUGCAUUCUUCUCUCACACAAUAAAAGCUCAGGAAGCAAAUAUGAACUUGUUGGAUGAGAUUCUAAGACAGGAAAUACGGCUUAUUGAUUAUGAGAAAAUGGUUGAUCAUAAAGGAACACGUGUGGUGGCCUUUGGACAAUGGGCAGGUGUGGCAGGGAUGAUCAACAUUUUACAUGGAAUGGGCUUAAGGUUUCUUGCCCUGGGACAUCACACACCUUUUAUGCAUAUUGGUAUGGCCCAUAACUACAGGAAUAGCAGUCAAGCUGUGCAAGCUGUACGUGAUGCUGGCUAUGAAAUUUCUCUGGGAUUGAUGCCCAAAUCAAUAGGACCUUUAACAUUUGUGUUCACUGGCACUGGUAAUGUGUCUAAGGGUGCACAGGAAAUCUUCAAUGAACUCCCUUGUGAGUUUGUGGAGCCACAUGAAUUAAGAGAAGUUUCCCAAAGUGGAGAUCUCAGGAAAGUCUAUGGGACAGUGUUAAGUCGACAUCAUCACCUUGUCAGGAAAAGAGAUGGGGUAUAUGACCCUGUAGAGUAUGACAAACAUCCUCACCUCUAUACAUCUCGCUUUAACACUGAUAUUGCCCCAUACACUACUUGUUUAAUUAAUGGAAUCUACUGGGAGCAAGACACUCCUCGAUUAUUGAGCCGGCAAGAUGCCCAGAAGCUUCUUGCACCAGUUAAAUCCUCAGUUAUUUCUGUUGAAGGUUGCCCUUCUUUGCCCCAUAAACUUGUAGCCAUAUGUGACAUCUCAGCUGACACAGGAGGUUCUAUAGAAUUUAUGACGGAAUGUACGACAAUAGAUAGUCCCUUUUGUAUGUAUGAUGCUGACCAGCAUAUUAUUCAUGAUAGCGUUGAAGGCUCUGGUAUACUCAUGUGUUCCAUUGACAAUUUACCAGCCCAACUCCCAAUUGAAGCUACAGAAUAUUUUGGAGACAUGCUUUUUCCAUAUGUUGAAGAAAUGAUAUUAUCAGAUGCGACUCAGCCUCUUGAAAGUCAGAAUUUCUCUCCUGUUGUCCGAGAUGCAGUGAUUGCAUCAAAUGGAUCAUUGCCUGAUAAAUAUAAAUAUAUUUUGAAACUACGGGAGAGCAGGGAGCGUGCACAGUUGCUUUCAAUGGACAACAGAAAGAAAGUUUUGCUUCUUGGAACUGGUUAUGUGUCUGAGCCUCUACUAGAAUACCUUUCUAGAGAUGACAGCAUUGAAAUAACAGUGGGCUCAGAUAUGAAGAAUCAACUUGAGCAUUUGACCAAGAAAUACAAAAUUAAUCCUAUUAUUUUGGACAUUGGCAAGCAUGAGGAGAGAUUGGCCAGCUUGGUGAAAAAACAGGACCUUGUGAUCAGCUUGCUACCCUAUGUAUUACAUCCUGUAGUGGCCAAAGCAUGUAUUGCCAGCAAAGUGAAUAUGGUCACUGCUAGCUACAUUACACCAGCCAUGAAAGAAUUGGAGAAAAGUGUGAAUGAAGCCGGCAUCACGUUACUUGGAGAGCUGGGAUUGGAUCCUGGCCUUGAUCAUAUGUUGGCCCUAGAAACAAUUGAUAAAGCUAAAGAAGUAGGAGCCACGAUUGAAUCUUACAUCUCCUUUUGUGGUGGUUUGCCAGCCCCAGAGCAUUCUGACAAUCCUUUGAGAUACAAAUUCAGCUGGAGCCCCGUUGGAGUCUUAAUGAACAUCCUACAACCUGCUAAAUAUCUGCUUAAUGGAGAGGUGAUUGAAACUGGUGGAUCAUCUUUUCUUGAUUAUGUUACCUCCAUGGAUUAUUUCCCAGGAUUAAACUUGGAAGGCUAUCCUAAUAGAGAUAGUACCAAGUAUGCUGAGAUAUAUGAUAUUCAGUCUGCUCAUACUUUAUUGCGUGGGACUCUAAGAUAUAAAGGAUAUGCCAAAGCUUUGAAUGGAUUUGUAAAAUUGGGCCUAAUAAAUAGAGAUGUAUACCCUGCCCUUAGUCCUGAAGCCUCACCUAUCACCUGGAAAGAACUGCUCUGUGAAUUGGUUGGCAUUUCACCUUCCUCCACUCAUGAUGUACUAAAGGAAGCUGUGUACAAGAAACUGGAUGGGGAUGACUUGCAGCUGCAGGCAGUAGAAUGGUUUGGGUUACUUGGAGAUGAACAAGUCCCUAAAGCAGGAUCUCUUGUGGAUGCAUUCUCUAAACAUUUAGUGAUGAAACUUUCCUAUGGUCCUGGAGAAAAAGAUAUGAUUGUAAUGAGAGACAGUUUUGGAAUACGACAUCCUUCUGGUCAUUUAGAACACAAAACUGUUGAUCUUGUAGUAUAUGGUGAGGUCAAUGGAUUUUCAGCUAUGGCUAAGACUGUUGGUUUGCCAGCAGCCAUGGCUGCCAAGAUGAUUCUGAAUGGUGAAAUUAAAACAAAAGGCUUGAUAGGGCCUUUUACAAAGGAGAUCUAUGGACCAAUACUGGAGCGUAUUAAAGCAGAAGGCAUUAUCUAUACAACUCAAAGCACCAUUAAGCAGUGAUUGGGAAUAACCAUGUAAUUAUAUUUAACAGACAUCAAAACGUGCCAAAGGGCUCCAAACUUUCUUCUCUUUUAAAUAGUAUUUUUCCCAAUUAAAUAUCAAGACAAUUUUUAGUAUGUCCCUUUUGAAAGAUUUUAAGUUCC